AUGGAUAUUCAAAGUUUUUCUGCAACAUAUUGGUAUAUUUGGCUCCUUGUUGUUCUUGUAAUUCUAAUUCUAAUCUUAUUAAAUGGUGGUGGAAUAUUAUUGUAUCAUAAAAAUCGACAAAAAUUUAUUAAAGAAGCAAAUCAAGUUAAUGAUAAUAAUAUACCAAUGCGUGCACCAUCUACAAUAUCAACAAUAAAUAUGAAUAAUAAACCUAAUUAUAGAAAAAUGUCAAUACUAUCAGCUGUAACACGUAAUUCUUCAGUUACAAAUUCAAAAGUUUAUCCAGAAUUAAAUACAAGAAAAUCAAGGCGAAUGAUAAAUUCACUACCAAAUAUAACAACAAUUAAUAAAGUAGUAAGAACAUCUCAAGCAAGACCAUUAUCACCAUUAUCAGAUGAUAUGAAUGAAAAAGCUGAUGAGAUGGAUUUAUCAUUAGAAGAAUUUCAACGACAAGCAUUAGCAGAACAUAAUUUCAUGAGAGCUAUGUAUAAUAAAUCACCAUUAAAACUUACUGAAUCAUUAAAUAUUUAUGCACAGUAUUGGGCAGAACAAUGUGCACGAACGAAUAUUAUUAAACAAUCACGACCUGAAUGGCGUUUACAAUGUAAUGGACAAUCAUUAGGAGAAAAUAUUAUUUCAAUUAAAUCUCUACAACCAUUUGAUGGUUCCUAUUUUACUUCAUUAUUAAUGGCGAAAGGCAAUCAAUCAAAAGAAGUUGACUGUAUAUUAAAUGAAGUAAGUACUGAAGUUGGUUUUGGUCGUGCACAAACUCAACCAAAUGAUGAUACACAGCAAGUACAAUGGAUUGGUGUAGCUCAUUAUUAUCCAUAUCGUCAAUUAACUGCUGUGCAAUCUUAG
Messenger RNA from Adineta steineri, 858 nucleotides. Lineage: Eukaryota; Metazoa; Rotifera; Eurotatoria; Adinetida; Adinetidae. The record is from the annotation of a GenBank genome assembly.